Messenger RNA from Physella acuta, 1241 nucleotides. Its product is annotated as glutathione S-transferase omega-1. The record is from RefSeq and is a predicted model, not a curated record. Gene Ontology annotation, cellular component: cytoplasm. NCBI's taxonomy places the organism in Eukaryota, Metazoa, Mollusca, Gastropoda, Physidae. Gene Ontology annotation, biological process: glutathione metabolic process. Gene Ontology annotation, molecular function: glutathione dehydrogenase (ascorbate) activity; glutathione transferase activity.
UUUUACAGAAUAGAUGUUGAUUUUUUCUAAGUCAAUUUUGAUUCUACAAGAAAUAUUCUAUUGCAAUGUUCCGUGAAAAUCGAUUUCAUAUUCUCUGUGUGCUGUGGAUACCCGAUUAUUGUUGUGAAAUUGACGGGGGAAAAACGUGUUUUCGUCAAGUUCCAUCUAGAUUCUAAGUCUAGAUGUAGAUCUAGAUUUAAACUAUUCCGUGAUAAAGUAAGACAGAGUUUGUUAUAAUUUCAACUUAUGCUGGACGGUGAGGGAUUAAAAUUAAAGCUCAACACUGGCAACUCAAAGACUACGCACUGUUUGUAAACACUGUCAAAACCCUAAAAUUAUGACGCAAAAAUCUUUUCAAAAAGGAACACCACUUCCACCACUACAGCCAGGGCUUCUCAGACUGUACAGCAUGAGAUUUUGUCCAUUUGCACAAAGAACGAGACUGGUUCUUCUUUACAAAAACAUUCCGUUUGAAACAAUUAAUGUUGAUUUAAAACACAAACCUGAUUGGUUCUUUGAUAAAAAUCCCCUUGGUCUGGUGCCAAUUGUGGAACUAGAUGACAAGAUUAUUUAUGAAUCCACAGCCACAUGUGAAUGGCUUGAUGACAUUUACCCACAGCAUAGACUUCAGCCAAGUGAUCCUUACACAAAGGCAUGGGACAGGACUCUGUUGGAGUAUUUCGGAAAGCUUACAACAUUAAUUUAUGCAUUCUUGAGAGAGCCUGAUAAGCGAGAAAAAAAUGUUGAAGAACUUCAAAAACACCUGAAGUUUUAUGAAGAUACACUUGCUAAAAGGACCGGCCCAUUCUUUGGAGGUGAAACCCCGUCCAUGAUAGACUUUUACUUAUGGCCUCACUUUGAGCGUAUACCCGUCCUGGAAUCUAUCGACACAAGAGCUGGAGUCAGCAAAGACAACUUCCCCCACCUGGCAACUUGGUUUGAUGUCAUGUGCCAGCUGCCAGCUGUCAAGGCUACCAUGUGGGAUGCCAAAACACACUUGCAUUUCAUUCAGUCCUACGCAUCUGGCAAGCCUGAUUAUGAUUUUGGUUUGGUUGAGUAAUUGGGGCUGCCACAUUGUUUUGUCUAAGGCUGGAAUUUAAUAUGUUCUAGACCUUACAGAAGUCUAAAACACAUGUAAUUUUUGUCAUUGAUGACAUGUUGUUCAGAUAAAAAAAAUGGUGAAUUUGUGAUUGAAAACUUUUACACACUUUAAAAACUUAUUGUUUUUUUUUAAAGUUGUG